AUGCGGUGAAUUUGUGUUACAGGGAAAUCUGCCAAGACAAGACGGGAUACUGGGAGGAAGACGGGAAACAAAAACAGCAGACGGAUGGUUCCCCGGGCUGUCAUAGUUGUUUUUAUCCCAUAGACUGGGACUUAGAGCAAUAAUCCACGCUGCAGUUCCACAAUAUAGGGGCGUAGCACAGGUAGACUAGAGUCCCAGAGAUGACAACAGAGACGAUAACUAGUCCCACCCACGUGGUGCUGGAUGGACCGACCCACCCCAGCGGCAGGUACAAGAAGUACCCGCGUAAGGUGAUCGUGGCCACGGGGCUGACGCAGAUUGUGGUGGGACUGCUGUGCAUCGUCCUGGGCAUCUCAGCGAUCGUGGUGCGAGCCAUCGGGUACUUCGCGGGCGUUCCUAUCUGGACUGGAGCAGUGUUUCUUGUGGCUGGAAUUUUGGGGAUCCGUGCAGGACAGCAGAAGACAGGAUGUUUGAUCAUUGGCCACAUGGUGAUGUCCAUCAUUGCGGCGGUGUUCACGGUUGUGGUGCUGGCCAGCGCCUCGUCAGGCCUGGCCCAGGAGCACUACAUCUCCAACAUCCACGACUACAUGACCGGCUGCUACGAGCAGUACGACAGCGUGUGCAAGUGUUACCGCAUCCCGCCGGAGAAACAGCUAGAGUGUGAUAGACUUGUGAAGGGCAGAUUGUCGAUCCACGGUAUCCUGGUGAUCCUGGCUAUCCUGGAGGCGAUCAUCGCCAUUCUCGCCGCCUCCCUGUCCUGUCGAGCCGUCUGUACCUGCUGCACCAACCAGCCCCAGCCAACAGUUGUGUACCAGGUCGCUCCUAAUGGCCAACAGGUCCCAGGUCAGGUGCAUUUCCUCCCCGCUGGCCAACCCAUCACCAUGGUAACCAUCUCCCCCAGCCAAUCAGUGGCCGCCACCGCUCCCUCCCAGCCAAUGGCGGUGCCCACCGCCCCCAGCCACCCCGGCGGAAUGGUGGGCACGUCAGCCCCGGCCGUGGUGGGGUUGUCGACAGGACAGCAGCCCAGUGUGGUGGUGUACCCCAUGGCAUCUGGGCAGGGCUACAUCCAGCCUAUGGCUGCCUCAGCCCCCACCCCUGUGCCUGUGACCAGCGUGCCCCCACCACCCACCAAUAAGGCAGCUUCUGCCCCACCAUCCAAACCUGCCAAGAAAAAGGUAAAGGAGACGAAGCCAGAAGACAAAGGCUCCCCUUCUCCCGAGCGCUCUCCCCCGCCGAGCUACUCGGAACAGCCCACUGAUUUCACCAACCCCGCUUACCAUGAGGACGAUGAUGCACCCCUCAUCUCCUAAGUCCAGGGAUGAGAAUGGAUAUAACACCUUUCUGUUUUUGAUUGUGUUACUACCUGCACAUGUCGGAUAUUCCUUAAAACUUACCCUCUCUAUGUUUGAGUUCUGUGUACUGCUGGCUCUACGGCUAGCAUUUUUAUAUCCUUUUCAUACCGGGGGUACAAGUGAACGUUGAAAAAGUGGAACUACCAGAAUAUGUGAUUCUGAUGUAUGAAUGUAAGAAACAGUGAAACAAUUUGAACAUGGCUUUUGUUGGCAGAUGUGGAAAGUUUCUUUGUACAUACUACUUUGUGAACUUGUGUGAACAUGUUAUCACGAAUGUGGUUCCUACAAAUGUAUACUUAAAUGUAAGAAGAAGUUGUGGAACAAUUUGAACAUUGAGUUUUAUUCUGAUGUGGAAAGUUUUUUGUAGAUACCUCUUUUGUAUAUACAUGUAUACAGUUUGAUUUCUUUUUUGCAUCUUUGAUUCUAUUUUUGUGAUGAACAGUUUUAUUACAGAUGUGGAGAGAAUCUUGAAUGUUAAUCUGUAUUUGUUGCUACUGUAUUAUAUUAUACAUGCAUGAUUUUUAUCUUAGUAUUUGAUAUUACAUGGGAUUUAUCACGUUUUAUACAAUAUUUGAUAUCUGAAUUUGGUGAAGUUAGAAAUAGAGUGCUAAACAAGGAAUUCUACACAAUCUUUUUUAUUUUCUAUAAUCAUGGUAAGAUAUGUCACUGACAAUGCUAUUGCUUUUAUUUUUUUAUAUUAAUAUACAUAUUCAGGAGUAUUUAAAAGUCAUUGAAAAUAACUAGAACACAUAAGCCGCUCAAAAUACAUAACUACGUGUCAGAAACGAAGCAUCAAACAUAAAACUGAGCCAACAGAUUGCCAAUACAAAUACAUGCACAGAAAGGAGUCCAACAUUCAACUUAGAUAAAGCAACUUGAUGUGUAAAUACGUAACUCGACAACAUUGACUAAGAUGAUUCAGACAAUUACAACAUUGCUGGCUAAACUACUAACACCAAUCUUCUGCUACCGUUGGACUCAAAAUAGGUAUUUUUAAUGCAAGUACUUUCUUGUCUGUAUUUUAAAUGUGUAUCUACAGUAUUAGAUAUCAGCUUCUCAAAUGUUCUCUGAUAUAUGUAAGCGGUUACGUGUAGAAAAUAUAUUGUACAGGUUAAGAUUAUUAUAAGGUAUUGUGUACACGUAUAUACCAUAGUGACAACCCUAGUGGCCUAGAAGACAAAAGGUUCACUAACGUAAUGAUACAACCUGCAUUGUUAUAAUUACAACGUGCCAUUCACCGAUGGCAUUCACUGCAAUCCUGCACUACGACUUAAAGUCAAUGCAAUUGAUAUUAAAAGAAUCAUCC
Molecule: messenger RNA, 2658 nt
Organism: Branchiostoma floridae (Florida lancelet)
Lineage: Eukaryota; Metazoa; Chordata; Leptocardii; Amphioxiformes; Branchiostomatidae
Exons: 7
Coding region: 201-1310 (369 amino acids)
Cellular component (GO): membrane
Source: RefSeq, a predicted model, not a curated record